GCCCGCUAUGGCGGCGGUGUUGAGGCGGGGGGCCGGGAUGCGGCGCUUUUGACUGAGAGGGCGGCCGACGGGGCCGUCGCGGGCGUCGCGCGGCGCGGAGAGGACCGGCCGCGGCGCCGGGGACGCUGUCAUGUACGGCGCGGGCGGGGGCCGCGCCAAGGCCGAGCGCAAAGGCGGCGCCAAGGAGGAGGCCGGGCCCGGCGGCGCGGGCGGCGCGGGCAGCCGAGUGGAGCUGCUGGUGUUCGGCUAUGCCUGCAAGCUCUUCCGGGACGACGAGCGGGCCCUGGCGCAGGAGCAGGGACAGCACCUCAUCCCGUGGAUGGGGGACCCCAAGAUCCUGAUCGACAGAUAUGACGGGCGUGGUCACCUGCAUGACCUCUCUGAGUACGACGCCGAGCAUGCCACGUGGAACAGAGACUACCAGCUGUCCGAAGAGGAGGCACGAAUAGAGGCCCUGUGUGAUGAAGAGAGGUAUUUAGCCUUGCAUACGGACUUGCUUGAGGAGGAGGCAAGGCAAGAGGAAGAAUACAAGCGGUUGAGUGAGGCGCUAGCUGAGGAUGGGAGCUACAAUGCCGUGGGGUUCACUUAUGGCAGUGACUAUUACGACCCGUCAGAGCCGACGGAAGAGGAGGAGCCUUCCAGACAGAGAGAAAAAAAUGAGGCAGAAAAUUUGGAGGAAAAUGAAGAACCUUUCAUUGCCCCUUUGGGAUUGAAUGUCCCGUCUGACGUGGAGCUGCCUCCGACAGCCAAAAUGCAUGCCAUCAUCGAGCGCACUGCCAACUUUGUGUGCAGGCAAGGGGCACAGUUUGAGAUAAUGCUGAAAGCCAGGCAGGCGCGGAACUCUCAGUUCGACUUUCUGCGCUUCGACCACUACCUCAACCCCUACUACAGAUUCAUCCAGAAGGCCAUGAAAGAAGGGCGCUACUCAGUGCUGGCGGAGAGCAAGGGUGAAGAGGGGAAAAAAUCAGGCACCGACUCUGACAAUGAGGAGGAUGACGGGGAAGAUGGGAACUACCUGCACCCAUCCCUCUUUGCCUCCAGAAAGUGUGACCGCCUGGAGGAGCUGGUGAAGCCCCUGAAGGUGGUGGACCCAGAUCACCCCCUGGCAGCGCUGGUCCGCAAGGCACAAGCCGACAGCUCUGCCCCCACCCCACACACGACAGAUGGUGCCGCUGGGCAGCCCUCCCAGGUGGAGUACACGACGGAUUCUACGGUGGCAGCCAUGUAUUACAGCUACUACAUGUUACCGGAUGGCACCUACUGUCUGGCCCCACCUCCGCCCGGGAUUGACGUGACCACUUACUAUAGCACCCUUCCCGCCGGUGUGACCGUGUCCAGCUCCCCUGGAGUGACGACUACAGCCCCACCGCCUCCUGGGACCACACCUCCACCCCCUCCCAGCACAACCGACACAAGCAGCGGGCCAGCCGCCACCACCACCACCACCACCACCACCACCGCAGCUGCCACCUCCGUCUCCUCCACCUCCACCACAAGUGCACUUGCCCCCUUGGCUGCCAUCAUCCCCCCGCCCCCUGACAUCCAGCCUGUGAUUGACAAGCUGGCAGAGUACGUCGCUAGGAAUGGCCUGAAAUUUGAGACCAGCGUGCGUGCCAAGAAUGACCAGAGGUUUGAGUUCCUGCAGCCGUGGCACCAGUACAACGCCUACUAUGAGUUCAAGAAGCAGUUCUUCCUGCAGAAGGAAAGGAGCAGUGGUCCACAGGCUGUGUCAACACCAGAAGAGGCCCCUGCAGAAUCUGCUGCUGACAAGUCCCAUGAUGGCGGGGAGGACGGAGCCCCAGAGGGCACGGCUGACGUGGGAGGCAGAGGAAGCUCCUCCGGGAAGAGAGAAGUGCCACCUGGCAAAACCCUGGCUGACGGGAAACUGGUAAAAGCUUCAUUUGCUCCAAUAAGCUUUGCCAUCAAGGCCAAGGAGAAUGACCUCCUGCCUCUAGAGAAGAACCGAGUGAAGCUUGAUGAUGACAGUGACGAGGGCGAGGAGAGCCCUGAGGGCCCAGAGAGCUCGGCCAGCACCUCGCACCCACAGCCAGCCGCCACCCCGCCACGUGCGCUCUCGGAGGAAAAGAAGCCCCAGCUGACCCAGGAGGAGCUGGAAGCAAAGCAAGCCAAACAAAAGCUGGAGGACCGGUUGGCCGCUGCUGCCCGGGAGAAGCUUGCCCAGGCUUCCAAGGAAUCAAAGGAGAAGCAGCUGCAGGCAGAACGCAAGAGGAAGGCAGCUCUGUUCCUACAGACCUUGAAGAACCCCCUCCCUGAGGCAGACACCGGCAGGACAGAGGACAGUGCUGCCAGCAUGGAGGAAGCCAGUGCUGCGCCGAGUCCUCUCUUGGCGGGAGGCAGACCACUCCCUGCUUUGGAUGCCGACACCCCUGAGAGGCCUUCCAGCAGGAGCAGAGAUGCACCAAGAGAAGAAGAGAGAGAAAAGAAAAAGAAGAAGCACAAAAAAAGGUCCCGAACAAGAUCACGUUCUCCCAAGGGCCACUCGUCCUCCAGGUCUGGGUCCAGGUCCCACUCCAAAGCAAAGCACUCUCUUCCCAGUGCCUAUCGGACGGUGCGGAGGUCAAGGUGGGUGUGCAGGUCUCGCUCCCGAUCUCCUCGAAGGAGAGCUCACUCUCCUGAGAGACGGCGAGAGGAACGGAGCAUCCCCACUGCCUACCGAAUGAGCAGCAGCCCCGGGGCCAGCAGGAAACGGACCCAUUCCAGGAGUCCCCACGAGAAGAAAAAGAAGCGGAGGUCACGGUCGCAGACCAAGUCGAAGGCCCGCUCACCCUCGGGGUCCCCCAGGAGGCAGGCGGCACACCGGCCUGCAGCCCACGCCACCCACUCGGCCCACUCGGCCAGCAUCUCUCCUGUGGAGAGUCGUGGCUCCAGCCAGGAGCGCUCCAGGGGAGUCUCUCAGGAAAAGGACGGGCAGAUCUCCUCCGCCAUCGUGUCCUCGGUGCAGAGCAAGAUCACUCAGGAUCUCAUGGCCAAAGUAAGAGCAAUGCUUGCGGCUUCCAAAAAUGUGCAGACCAGUGCCUCCUGAGACAGCCACCUGCCACGGGGCCCAGCCUGGCACAGCGAGCCUGGCACAGCGAGCGCAGGGGCCAUGCUGGGCCGCAGCCCCAGACCACUGAGGUCCCAGCAUGGGGAGGAGGGAGGCUGAGGAGCUACGGACUGUGUGGAGCACGCCAGACUCACACCUGGGACCCUGUGGACAGUGGGUGGUUUUUGUAAAUUAAUUUUUGAUGACAUUUUCAGUUUAAGACUUUUUGACCAGCAAUCUCUUACCUGUAUAUUUGUAAAUAAUAUCAUGUUUCUGUGAAAAUGUAUUAUCAAAUAAAAUGGGAGGAAACCACCUUUUCUAGCUAGAACCUUGGGGUAGCUUCUUCCUUCAUUGCUUGAGGGCCUCGCUCCCACCCUUUGUCGUCCAUUCAAUGCAGCUGCGCAGUGCAGGGGCAGCUGUGAGGUCUGCCCGGGCAGGGCAUGCCCUCCCCACCCUGGCUGCAGCCCCCACACGCCAUGGGCUCCUGUGGGGUUUCUUGAUUGACCAAGUCAUGUGACGCUUAGGACCCUAGCUGUUGAGGCCUCGCCUCUUGGUACCCACAUGCUGGGCACAUAAGGUGCUGGUCCUGAUGUCAGGGGACCCU
Ochotona princeps (American pika) is the source of this 3647-nucleotide messenger RNA. It is a transcript of the gene SFSWAP, whose product is annotated as splicing factor SWAP. Gene Ontology annotation, molecular function: RNA binding. The record is from RefSeq and is a predicted model, not a curated record. The coding region runs from base 131 to 3043 and encodes 970 amino acids. The transcript is spliced from 18 exons. NCBI's taxonomy places the organism in Eukaryota, Metazoa, Chordata, Mammalia, Lagomorpha, Ochotonidae. Gene Ontology annotation, biological process: RNA processing; mRNA 5'-splice site recognition.